AAGAACGAAUACACAAAAAUUUUGUCUUCAAUGAGAAAAGUGGAUUUUUUAGGAUGAAGCGGCGUACAGAUUGUUCGAAAUUCAGACGACCAAUAAAGAAAAGUAAAAUAGCCGAGGGUUUAUCCAGCAACACCUUUCUGUAUAUGAAAUUUCUAAUUUUAUGGGCGAUUGUGAUUACGGCAGACUUUUUGGUGGAAUUCAGAUUUGAAUUUCUCUGGCCAUUCUGGUUGUUGCUUCGAUCAGUACAUGACUCCUUCAAAUACAAGGGAUUAGCCUUUUCCAUCCUAUUUGUGUGCAUCGCAUUCACCUCCGAUCUAAUAUGCUUAUUUUUUAUACCAGCACAAUGGUUAUUUUUUGUUGCCAGCACCUAUGUUUGGGUGCAAUUCGUUUGGCAUACCGAUCGAGGAGUUUGUCUGCCAACGAUAAUAUUAUGGAUAAUAUUUGUGUACUUAGAAGCAGCCAUUAGAUGGAAAGAUAGUAGAAAUAUGCCACAUUUAGAUUUAUGUCGACCGUUUGCAGCACACUGUAUUGGUUAUCCUGUGGUGACAUUAGGCUUUGGUUUCAAAAGCUACGUUGGCUAUCGAAUAAGACAGCGAAAGCAGCGUGAGGUUGCCAAAGAAAAUGACUUCUACAUGCAAUUAUUGCAACAAGCUCUUCCGCAAGACGAGACCCCGCCAAGUCUCUCGGAUCAACAAUUGCAGUCGCAGGAAAAAGAUCCGGUUGUUGUUGCGACAAAUCACGCAGCGACAACGACGACAUCUUCUUCUUCUUCGACGACAAGUACGACAAACAGCAGCAGCAGCAACAAAAACGCUCAAAACAAUACAAGCAAAUUGUUGAAUAAUAAUAAUAGUAGUAGUUCGAGUACGUCGUCGUCGUCGAGUAUGACAAAUGGGCAUGCGAUCGGAGCGGCAGCCAGUUUGCUGUUCGGUUUGUCGUCGUCCAUCAGUAUGGCGUCGCAUUCGAAUUCCGUGAUAUCAAAUGGUGUCGGAUAUAAUCACAACACACAAGUAUCUAAUAAUCCAUCUAGUAGUAAUAGUAAUAGUUCCGCGCGACAUCGCAAGAGUGAUGGCAAGGAGCAUCAGCAGGGAAGCAGCGGUGUGAUGACGAGCUUAAAUAACAGCGGCAAAAAUUCUUUCCAGUCAUCGUCGAAUCACAUAAGUCUGAAUAACAACAACAACCACAGCAAAGAUCGUGACGCCACGUACGACUUUACAUCACAGCAACAACAAAAAACUCAUCAUGACAAAGACUCACCGAAACAGAAUCAUUAUCAGCUAAGUAACCCAAGUACAAAUGCGACGUCGUCGUCAGCCACGAGCUAUGAUGAAGCAUUUGGGAGCAAGGUGUCCGAGCAGAAAAGUUCAAAACUCCAACAAAAUGGCAAUCUGCAGCAUUACGCGACAAAGCAAGACUACGAGCUGCCCCAACAACAAUCCAUGUGCCAACAAAACGCGGAACUCAACGACACGUCUUCUUCUUCUUCCACAGCGACGACGACGACGAUAAAUUCGACGAGCAACGCGACGACGACGACGACGACGCCGAGUAACGAAAAGGAACGCACAAAGAGCGGCAGAAAAGGUCGCGGUAACAAGGGCAACAAGAAUUCCGGCAUUUCCGCGGAAAGCAGUGCUUCGACAACAACGUCCAAAGACAAUCAAAAUAGUCAACACAGUUCUAGCACAAGCAGUUCAAAUCAUCAUAACAAUACUCAGCAGCACGCCGAGACACUUUUCCAGCAGUUUGCCGUGUGCAACAACAAGGAGCACAGCAAGGCAUGCGAAUCGUGUCCCAAGUUUGAGGCGGAGGUGAAGAAACUCAAGUCCGAGAUACAUGCGUUGAAGCAAAACGAGCACGAGUUACGACAGAAAUGCGAGAGUAAUGCGUCGAGUGUCAAGUCAUGUUUGCAGGCCAAACAAAAGGAAAACGAUGAAUUACAUUCAAAAUUACAAGAAUUGAACAAUGUACGACAAGUUGAACGACAAACAAUGCAAAAUCUGGAACGACGAUUGACGGAGGAGCGACGAUUGCGACAAUCGCUCGAGGCUCAGCUAAAUAACGAACGGAAAUAUCGCAAACAGGCCGAAGAAAAGGCUGCAAGAUCUGACUGCAAUUCGGAAGCGUGUCGCAUGAAGAAGCAACAAAUGGAAAACGACGUGAACAAAUUCCGACGCGAAUAUGCGGCAUUCGAGGAAAUGAAGCACAAUGUCGAGAAACAAACGCAACGCUACGAACAAGAAUUGCGCAAAAUGGAAGUUGAACUGCGAAAUCGCGAGCAACAACAACACUCUGAUCUCAUAACGGUGAAUGACUUGCGCAUGAAGAAUGCGACACUCGAAAAGAACUUGUCGGCCGAGACACGAGUCAAAUUGGAUUUGUUUUCUGCGUUGGGAGAAUCGAAGCGUGAUAUUGAAAUGCGCGAUUCACUUUUACGUGAACGAAAUAACGAACUACUUGAUCUCAAAGCAAAAAUUGCUCAAUUACUCGCAGUGAUGCCUUCAAUGCCAGACACAUUUAGUUUUGCCACGACGAUGCAUCACGACGUAACGGGACUUCAGUCGUCGCAGCAGCAGCAACAGCAACAACAGCAAUCUGUAAGUCCCUUGGGGCAUAUGGUUUUGGGAGGCGGUUCGAUUGUUGGCGUCGGCGGCGGUGCAAGUAACGUCGUUGGACCCAUCGUCUCUCGUUCUGGAUCCGAAUGCAAAGACAUAUACGCCGAAAAACACGUCAUCGCUCAUCGGAGGCGCAGAGGCAUGACCAAUGAACUACUAAAUUUGCUGUGCAAGGAACCACCUUUGAGAACACGGAUGGAAAAUGGAUUGAAGUAUUUUGAAAUUUCUUAAUUUUUUCGGUUUUCCUUUUGUAGAGAAAACGCGUCGCGGAGGUAAUUUCCCCAAAAAAUAAUUUUUUUGAACUUGAAAUUUAAUAUAUGAAAAAUGGACGAACAUUAGACACGUAUUACUUAGGAUUGCUGCAGUUUCUUCUUCCUCAACCUCGUCACUUCCCAGUAUAACAUGAGAUUAUUUUUAACUUUUUUUUUAUUAUAUAAUAUUAUUGGUGCUUCAUAAAAACAAGAAAAAUAGGUAGAAAUUUUUUCAAGUAUGACAAAAACUAUAAAAAAAGUGAAGUUAUUGUGAUAUUUUUAAACAUUAUAUUUAACUCUAUUUAUACUAGAGAGAUAGAAAAGUCAUGAAAAACAAGAAAACUGUUUGCUACCUCUGUCAAAAAAAUAUUUUUCUUCUGAGUAUUUUUCAAACUACAAAAAAAAAUCAUGCCACAUGAUUGAAUAUAGGAACUAGAAUUUUCGUAGAAUACUAUUAGAAAACUUUUUCAUACUUAAAUAGUUUU
This is a messenger RNA of Culicoides brevitarsis, 3351 nucleotides long. Its product is annotated as macoilin-2. The record is from RefSeq and is a predicted model, not a curated record. Gene Ontology annotation, molecular function: microtubule binding. Bases 54 to 2846 code for a protein of 930 amino acids. Gene Ontology annotation, biological process: chemotaxis; neuronal signal transduction. Gene Ontology annotation, cellular component: rough endoplasmic reticulum membrane; nuclear membrane. NCBI's taxonomy places the organism in Eukaryota, Metazoa, Arthropoda, Insecta, Diptera, Ceratopogonidae. The transcript is spliced from 8 exons.